CCGCAAAAGUUACUGAAGGUACUCAAAGAACAUCGAUCGGUAGUGUUGGCACGGAGAAAGCAACGACUGGUACUGGAAGCACCGGAAGAAUCUCAGUUGGAACCGUAGGUACGGAGAGAAUAACAACCGUUACUGAAGGUGCCCAAAGAACAUCGGUCGGUACUAUUGGCACGGAGAAGACAACUGCUGCUACAGGAAGCACUGGAAGAUUCUCAAUUGGCACUGUAGGUACCGAAAGGACAGCAACAGUUACUGAAGGUACUCAUAGAACAUCGAUCGGUAGUGUUGGCACGGAGGGAGCAACAACUGGUGCAGGAAGUACUGGAAGAUCCUCAAUUGGAACUACAGGUACCGAAAGGACAGCAGCAGUUACUGAAGGUACUCAAAGAACAUCGAUCGGUAGUAUUGGCACGGAGAAGACAACAACUGGUGCAGGAAGUACUGGAAGAUCCUCAAUUGGAACUACAGGUACCGAAAGGACCGCAACAGUUACUGAAGGUACUCAAAGAACAUCGAUCGGUAGUGUUGGCACGGAGAAAGCAACGACUGGUACUGGAAGCACCGGAAGAAUCUCAGUUGGAACCGUAGGUACGGAGAG
Messenger RNA from Rotaria sp. Silwood2, 598 nucleotides. The record is from the annotation of a GenBank genome assembly. Lineage: Eukaryota; Metazoa; Rotifera; Eurotatoria; Philodinida; Philodinidae.